Messenger RNA from Mixia osmundae IAM 14324, 1456 nucleotides. Its product is annotated as glycoside hydrolase family 5 protein. The transcript is spliced from 2 exons. The coding region runs from base 500 to 1456 and encodes 318 amino acids. Gene Ontology annotation, cellular component: cell surface; extracellular region. Gene Ontology annotation, molecular function: beta-glucosidase activity. Gene Ontology annotation, biological process: glucan catabolic process. The record is from RefSeq and is a predicted model, not a curated record. NCBI's taxonomy places the organism in Eukaryota, Fungi, Basidiomycota, Mixiomycetes, Mixiales, Mixiaceae.
GCAGAAUGAAACCAUUUCACCGCUCUCAGGCGAGAAACACCUCACACUCGCUUCGAUUGCCGCUGCUGUCCAUCUGCGCGUUGACGACGCGGCUUUUGCGAUGCACGAGUCGGGCUUGGUCAGCGUCAAGGGUACAGAUGGAGAAAUUGUCAUCACGCCCGAACUGCUUGAGCACGUCGCAAAGGAGAAGAAAGUCAAGAUCGCUUUCCUCGAGGAGGAGUACUGGCUCAUCUGACUUGCCGCGAAAGCAAAAGCUCGCGUACUGGUCGAGCACGGACCUCCCAACAGCCGGCAGUCUUGCACUUAGCUACAGAUGCCCGGCUCCCUAGGCCAGACUCACCAUCGUUCGCAGCUGCUCGCCGCGAUGCGAGCAAGUAUUGCGGUAGCCGGUAUCUUGGGAACCACGCUAGCAGCAUCAGCGCUCUGCAUCGAUCACCGCGUCACAUCCAUCAAGCCUCUUGAGAUUUCUACGGCCCCACAAGAAUGGGACUGAACGACCAUGAUCGCACAAGGCGUCGGCAUAGGCAACUGGCUUGUUCUCGAGCCAUGGAUGGGCGGACAAGCGCUGGACGAUCUCGAGGCAACCGACGAAUAUUCGAUGGCGCAAGAGCUCGGCUGCACUCGUGACUAUUUUGACCGACUGCAGCGGCACUGGGACACUUGGAUCACAGAAGAUGACUUGCGACGUUUCAGCAAUGCUGGCAUCAAUGUACUCCGCAUUUCUGUAGGCUUCUGGGCUUGGGGCUCAUUCGCCAACGAGAUCAUGUCGGGCGAGCCGUAUUUGGUUGACGCACAGCUGCCGCGGUUACAAGGUCUGAUCGAACUUGCCGGCAGACACUCGAUCUAUUCUGUCAUUGACCUACAUGGCUUGCCUGGCUCUCAGAACGGGUAUGGCUCGAGUGGACGACAAGGCGAGAAACAUUUCUUCGAACAAGCCUAUUUUAGCAAGGGCGUCAGGACGAUACAAGCCGUCUCUAAUUGGAUGGACCAGCUGCCUACUGCGACUCGAUCGUGGAUAGCAGGCGUGGACGUUGCCAAUGAGCCCAUUGUGUCCGUUGGCUCGCAGAAGGUCGAUCGCCAUCACUGGACGCAUCUCGACCAACUCAAGCAGUUUUAUCGAGCAUGCAGUCGUAUCCUAUCUGAAUCGCAAGUCAAUCCAGUAAAGCAGAUGAUGGGUCAUGACGCAUUCAUCGACGAUCUCACGAAGAAUUGGUCUUGUCCGCAUCCAAUCUGGGCGAACGAAUGGUCCCUCGGCAUUCCACCUUCGAUGGAGACGGACGAAGCUCAGACUAUGCAAUGGUUCCAGAAGCUGUACAACGCACGAGCGAGACGGUACAACCGCUUCGCUGGAGGAGCGUUCUGGGCGCACAAGGCCGAGCCCGACAUUGACGGCUAUAUCUACAACGUGGAAUGGUCACUGGCCACGCUGCUCAGAGGAGGUCUGAAGUUGUUGUGA